AUGUUCGACACUCAAGUACGCAAAGUGAGCGCAUCCAAUUUCACCUUUGAAAACGCAACACACAGCGAGUUUCCCGAGCAGAAUGCCAUCAGUGUCAUUACCAGCGAACACGAUAAGCAGGCCAUCCAGGAGGCUGUUGCUUGGUUGUCCAAGAACGAAGCCAUCGGUAUCCCUACAGAAACUGUAUAUGGUCUUGCUGCCAAUGCCUUGAAUGCAGAUGCUGUCUCCAAGAUCUUUGCUGCCAAGAACAGACCCCAGGACAAUCCCUUGAUUGUGCAUGUGUCCUCCAUUGACAUGCUCAAGAGUAUUUUGCCUGACAACCAUGUACCCGAAGUGUACAUGCCCGUCAUUAAACAGCAUUGGCCAGGCCCAUUGACCAUCAUCCUGCCUGCAUCACCCAUGAUCCCAACCUCUGUUACCUGUGGACAUCCAACUGUCGCUGUCCGUUUCCCAGCUCACCCUGUUGCGCGUAGCCUGAUCGAAGCAUGUGGCUUCCCAUUAGCCGCUCCCUCUGCUAAUUCAUCCGGCAAACCUUCACCUACACUCGCAAGCCAUGUGUUUCACGAUCUUCAAGGCCGUAUUCCCUUGAUUUUGGAUGGAGGUGCAUGUGAUGUGGGUGUCGAAAGCACUGUCUUGGAUGGGCUUCGUAGUCCUCCAGCUAUUUUGCGUCCUGGUGGAUUGACUUAUGAAGCAUUGAAUCAAGUACAAGGCAUGAACAACCUGCAAGUGUACAGAAAGCAUUUUGUGGAUAAACAACUGGAGGCAGCACCUACCACACCCGGCAUGAAGUACCGUCAUUAUUCGCCUGAAGCUAUGGUCAUUUUGAUUGAUCGCAAGGAAGAAGUAGAUACAGCAUUUGACACAAAGUUUGAUAGAGUCUGGAAGGAGCAAUUAAAGGCCAUUCAAGCAUCUGGUGUAGGUGUAUCCAAGAUUGGCAUACUGAGAACAACUCAAGAUGGCCAUGAUGCAGUUUGGGAGACAACGUCCACCACUGAUAAUGUUGAGUGCGUGUCUCUUCAAAUGGGCCGUCAUGGACAUCCUGAGGAAGUUGCUCGUGGCAUGUUCAAGGGCUUGCGUGAAUUGGAUACUCAGGCUGUGGAUCUCAUCUUUGUGGAAGGUAUUUCUGAAGAUAGGGAGGGAAUGGCUGUUAUGAACAGAUUGAGAAAAGCUGCUUCCAGGAUUAUAGAAGUUUAA
This is a messenger RNA of Mucor velutinosus, 1194 nucleotides long. RefSeq names its product karyopherin Kap95. Bases 1 to 1194 code for a protein of 397 amino acids. The record is from RefSeq and is a predicted model, not a curated record. NCBI's taxonomy places the organism in Eukaryota, Fungi, Mucoromycota, Mucoromycetes, Mucorales, Mucoraceae. Gene Ontology annotation, cellular component: cytoplasm. Gene Ontology annotation, molecular function: double-stranded RNA binding; tRNA binding; nucleotidyltransferase activity. The transcript has a single exon. Gene Ontology annotation, biological process: regulation of translational fidelity.